Messenger RNA from Syngnathus typhle (broad-nosed pipefish), 4035 nucleotides. RefSeq names its product mutS homolog 3 (E. coli) (gene msh3). Gene Ontology annotation, biological process: mitotic recombination; somatic recombination of immunoglobulin gene segments; mismatch repair. The transcript is spliced from 24 exons. Gene Ontology annotation, cellular component: nucleus. Lineage: Eukaryota; Metazoa; Chordata; Actinopteri; Syngnathiformes; Syngnathidae. Gene Ontology annotation, molecular function: ATP-dependent DNA damage sensor activity; ATP binding; mismatched DNA binding. The coding region runs from base 156 to 3440 and encodes 1094 amino acids. The record is from RefSeq and is a predicted model, not a curated record.
AAAUUUCGUCAUCAGCGCGACUGUGAGCUCAUCGCGCGCGACGCUGGGUUUUAAAAAAGAAACAUUCCGGAGCAUUCCUGCAACAUUCUGUCACCACAACUUGUCAACACAAUAAAAACUCAUGGACUAAGUCAAAGUAACAAGUGGUAGUUGGGAUGCCCAAAGCUCUGAAAAAGUCGUGUGUCUCUCAGGCGUCCAUUAGCAAGUAUUUCGGGAGUCUGAGCAGCGGAACCGGCGGCGCGGCAAAAACGCAAAGGGAUUGUAAUCUCCAGAAAAGCAAGAAGCGGGCCUCCCAGUCCCUCCACCAUGAUGCUGAGCUACUUUCCAAACAAGCCAGGCUUUCCCUGGAGGAGGACGACGGAGCCCUGGGCACUGAAUCCGCUCAGAGAGAACAAAAGUUGCCAUUCAGCCGAGAUCCGGCAGGGUUAUGCCCUUCGACCUUGGAGAAGCUGAGAGGCUUCACCUGCACGACUGUGGCACCCAGUGGCGAGAGUCGUGAUAUUGUGACUGGUUUCAAGAAUGCCUGCAGUGAGAGUUGUGGAUUUUCUGCUGAUGCCAAAAGUCAACACAACAUCAUUGACAACCACAACGACCAGCUCACAGAAGACGCUGGAGAUGAGCAGGGUGCAAAGCAGAUGUUCCGCUUCUCUCAGUUUGCCAAGGCAGCUGGCAAAGAAGGACAGAAUACUGGAAGAAUGCCGAUCCCAAUAAGCAAUAGUCCCCUGUGCCGACGCUCAAAGAGCGUGUAUACUCCUCUGGAGCAGCAGGUCAUCCAGCUGAAAGAGCAGCACAAGGACACCUUGUUGGCUGUGGAGUGUGGGUACAAGUAUAGGUUCUUUGGAGAUGAUGCUGAGAUUGCAGCAAAGGUACUGAAUAUCUUCUGUCACCUGGACCAUCAUUUUAUGACGUGCAGCAUCCCCACACACCGAUUGUUUGUUCACAUCAGGCGGCUUGUGUCCCACGGUCACAAGGUGGGUGUCGUCAAGCAGACUGAGACUUCAGCCAUCAAAGCGUCAGGGGCCAAUAAGAACACUCUGUUUACACGGCGACUCACGGCUCUGUACACCAAAUCCACGUUGGUGGGGGAGGACAUCUACCCGGUGUGCAGUCCAGACGACGUGAACGAGGGCGGGAGCCACGAUGUCUUGUCGGAGCCUGCUGACAGCGUCCUGCUGUGUGUCAGUGAGAGCUGGGACAAGUUGAAGAAGCAGCUCACUGUGGGCCUGGUGGCAGUUCAGCCCGGCACAGGAGAGGUCCAGCUCGAUUGUUUCCCUGACAGUCAGUCUCGCUCCGAAUUGGAGAGCCGUAUCUUGAUGCUAAACCCUGUGGAAAUCCUGGUGCCCUCUGACCUCUCAGCGGAGACCCAGAAACUAUUGCAGAGCAUUACCAAUGCCAGUGCUCAGGCUGACGACAAGGUGCGAGUUGAGAAGAGAGACAGCGCCCACUUUGAGUUUGCCUCCGCAAUGAACACAGUCACUGAAUUUUACUGCCACAACCAAGUUGAAGGCUGUCACGCUCUAUCUCGUGUGGCAUCAUUGGAGAGUCCGGUGAUCUGCUGUCUGGGUCCUCUAAUCCAGUACCUUCAAGAAUUCAACUUGGAGAGAGUGCUUAGAAGUCAAAGCUCCUUCCAACAUUUAAGUGGUGAGUCCCAGGGAAUGAUCGUCAGUGCCGCCACCAUCAGGAACCUGGAAAUCCUUACCAAUCAGACAGAUGGUGGUGUGAGGGGCAGUCUUCUGUGGGUGCUGGACCACACACGCACUCCAUUUGGGAGGAGGCUAAUGAGGAAGUGGGUGAUUCGUCCGCUCACAGAAUCACGGUCCAUUUGGGAGCGUCAGAAUGCAGUGCAAGAGAUCCUCGAGUCUGAUUCGCUCACAUUAAACACCACAAGAUCCCUCUUGAAUCAUUUGCCAGAUCUGGAAAGAGGAAUGUGCAGCAUAUUCAACCAAAAGGCAUCCACGCAGGAGUUCUACAUCAUCAGCAGCAGCCUUUGUCGACUGGCGCUGGAACUGCAAGCCCUGCUGCCGGCUAUCAAAGCGCAGAUCCGCUCUGAGCUCAUUCGAGGACUCCUUGUGGACAUCCCGGAGCUGCUGGCCCCGGCCCACGGCUUCCUCGGUGUGCUUAACGAGAAGGCAGCCAGGUGCGGGAAUAAGACAGAGAUCUUCUGUGAUCUGUCCGGCUUCCCGGUGGUGCGGGAAAGAAGAGAGCAAAUCCAGGAAGUUCUACAAGAGAUUCAGGACCAUCGCAAACAUCUUCGAAUUGUCUUGAAAGCCCCCAGCCUCGACUAUACCACUGUGGCAGGACAGGAGUUUCUGAUCGAGGUGAAGAACUCGCAGUCGUCCAUUGUUCCUCGUGACUGGAAUAAAGUCAGCAGCACCAAAGCAGUCGGCAGGUAUCACUCUCCCUUUGUGGUGGAGCGUCUCAAGAAGCUGCUACAGCUCCGUGAGCAGCUGCUGCUGGACUGCCAGAGGGAGUGGACCGCUUUUAUGGAUCAGUUUGGGGAGCACUAUCACACCAUGAAAAGGGCUAUUCGUCACCUAGCAACCAUGGACUGUCUCUUCUCAUUGGCUGAGGUAGCCAAACAUGGGGACCAUUGCAGGCCAGAAGUGUCCGACAGUAAGCGUCAGAUUAUGAUCAAAAAUGGCAGACACCCUGCCAUAGACCUACUCAUGGGAGACCACAGCCAGUAUGUUCCCAAUCAUGUACAACUUCAGGCUGAUGGAAAAAGAGCAAUGAUCAUCACUGGCCCUAACAUGGGGGGGAAGAGCUCCUAUAUCCGCCAGGUGGCCCUGAUCUGUAUUAUGGCCCAAAUGGGCUCCUACGUACCAAGUUCUGAGGCCCAUUUGACCAUUUUGGAUGGCAUUUACACGAGAAUGGGAGCCUCGGACAACAUCUACAAAGGGCGCAGUACCUUCAUGGAAGAGUUAACCGAAGCUUCCGAGAUUAUUUCCCACGCGACCGAGCGUUCCCUGGUCAUCUUGGAUGAACUGGGCCGGGGCACCAGCACACAUGACGGCAUCGCCAUCGCCUACGCUACCCUUGAGUACUUCAUCAGAGAUGUGAGGUCUUUCACCCUCUUUGUCACCCAUUACCCUCCACUAUGUGAGCUAGAGCGGGUGUACCCCCGACACGUGUCCAACUACCACAUGUCCUUCAUCCUCAAUGAACCCGAUGUCGCUACCGAGACACGAGAUGAAGACCUCUGUCCUGAAUUCAUCACUUUCCUCUACCAGUUAAGCGAAGGAGCGGCUGGCCGCAGUUACGGCCUCAAUGUCGCCCGCUUGGCUGAUAUCUCGGGGUCAAUACUCCAAGCCGCGGCCCUCAAGGCCCGAGAGCUAGAGGACGCCGUCGACUCCCGAAGGAGGAAGAAGAAGUUGCUCUCGGAGCUUUGGAGCAUCUCGGACAAAUCCUCUUUCACUGAGUGGCUGAAGUCCAACUCCUGACAACAAUGGCAUGCAUUCUGCACACAAUCAGGAUACCAAAAAAAAAACACACACACACACACAAAAGUUUGCAGGUGUGUGUUUUUAUUGUAGCAAGUCGUAAGGACUGAUAUGGAUUUUUACGUCGCUGAAGAGGAUGGAGGUGCAAGCCAUGAUUGUGCUCUUGACGCCUAACUUGUACAGGUACAAGCUGUUACCCGAAGCCUAAAACGUACAUUGGAUUCUUGUCAUUGACAGAGCAAAUCUCAGAUCCCUAAGCGCUCUGAACCUCAAAUUGGUGUCAUGGCUUCGCCAUAAUGUUAAAUGCUUUGAAAAGGAACGAAUAAAAGGAGAAAAAUGGAAUGUGUGACCAGCUAGAGUGAACCAGAUCAAUUGUGUUCAAAGUAUAUGUAACAAGCUGCACACAACAGACCAGUCAUUGUGUGUCUAUUCCUUGAGGUGGAAUACACACUCGUGUUUUCACAUCUGAAGUGAUUUUGUAAAUGUAAGCAAUUUCUCAUAUGGUGUGCUCAACAGAUUCAACGUAAUCAAAAGACAAAAUGAGCUUGAUUGGGACAACGUUUUUCCAAUUAAAAUGGAUUGAACUUUUUCUGCA